Messenger RNA from Carassius auratus (goldfish), 802 nucleotides. Its product is annotated as gastrula zinc finger protein XlCGF49.1-like. Gene Ontology annotation, molecular function: RNA polymerase II transcription regulatory region sequence-specific DNA binding; DNA-binding transcription factor activity, RNA polymerase II-specific. The record is from RefSeq and is a predicted model, not a curated record. The coding region runs from base 250 to 768 and encodes 172 amino acids. Gene Ontology annotation, cellular component: nucleus. Gene Ontology annotation, biological process: regulation of transcription by RNA polymerase II. NCBI's taxonomy places the organism in Eukaryota, Metazoa, Chordata, Actinopteri, Cypriniformes, Cyprinidae. The transcript is spliced from 2 exons.
GAAACCUGGAGAAUAAAACACAAAGAACCAUAUAUAAAACACGAGGAACAAGGAGAGUUCAUUGAAGAAAAAGAGGAAAAGGAAGAAUCAAGUGAAGUUGAGGAGAAAAAUCCUGUCAAAACCGGUGGAAAACCUUUGAUUUGCUCUCAAACUAAACUGAAAGAUUUAAAGAAAAGAAGAGUUAAGAAAUCUUUCACCUGCAAUCAGUGUGGAAAGAGUUUAACAUGUAAAUCAAAUCUCAAGUGUCACAUGACAGUUCAUACUGGAGAGAAACCAUUCACUUGCAAUCAAUGUGGAAAGAGUUUCACAUGUAAAUCAAAUCUCAAGUGUCACAUGAGAGUUCAUACUGGAGAGAAACCAUUCACUUGCGAUCAGUGUGGAAAGAGUUUCACAUGUAAAUCUAAUCUCAAGUAUCACAUGAGAGUUCAUACUGGAGAGAAACCAUUCACUUGCGAUCAAUGCGGGAAGAGUUUCACACAAUCAUCAAACCUUAAGGAUCACAUGAACAUCCACACUGGAGAGAAGCAGUACGCAUGUGAUCAGUGCGGUAAAAUGUUUUUAUGGGCUUCACUUCUGAAGAAACACUUGAAUGUUCAUGCAAAGGAGAAACCACAUUCAUGUAAUUUGUGUGGUAAGAGUUUUUUGCAUCUACAAAGUUUGAAAAUGCAUCAGAAAAUACAUACUGGUGUGAGAGAGUACAUGUGCUUUGGGUGUGAAAAGACUUUUAGUUCAGUGAGCAGUUUAAAACUACAAGUGUUCACAUUGUGACAAGAGAUUUAGUCAGUCAGAAAAUAUGAAAUCA